Molecule: messenger RNA, 6325 nt
Organism: Pristis pectinata (smalltooth sawfish)
Lineage: Eukaryota; Metazoa; Chordata; Chondrichthyes; Rhinopristiformes; Pristidae
Product: centriolin-like
Exons: 36
Coding region: 130-5895 (1921 amino acids)
Biological process (GO): peptidyl-threonine phosphorylation; actomyosin structure organization
Cellular component (GO): cytoskeleton; cytoplasm
Molecular function (GO): protein serine/threonine kinase activity
Source: RefSeq, a predicted model, not a curated record
GAGAGCCCUUACAUUGGGAAGGCCAGGUACAAGAGAAACCAAUAUAUCCAAGAAGAAAUACCAUUGACCCAGUGCAGCAUGGAAAAGUUGGAAAAUUCAAUUUGAUGUGGAUGAUGAGGGAAAAAAUAAAUGAGAAUAAAACUUAAUCAGGCACUGGAUGUCCAGCUGGAAGACAAGGAAAAGAAAAUUCAGAAAGCUGAAGAGUCACUAAGACAAUUGCAGGGUGAAAAAGAAAAAACGCAACAGCAAGUUCUGAUAACAGCUAAAGAGCUAAAAAAUCUGGAAGAGUUAACAGCACAAAAACAGAUCUUAGGAGUUGAGAAAGAGAAGCUCGAGCAGCAUUUAGCACAAAAGAUCCAACUGAUUAACCAUUUGCGUCAGGAGACUGAGAAAGUGGAACAGCAGAUGGAAAGACAAAGGAAAGAGAUGGAAAAAAAGCAGCAUGAGAUUCUUGAUCUUGAAAGGAACUUGGAGUCUGUUGACCCUAAACAUCCUCAACAUGCACAUUUGAAAGCUCAGAUGGUGAAUAAAACCCAACAACUUGACAUGAUGUCCAAGCAAUACAAGCAGUUAGAGAAACGUCUGGAUGAAAUGCUUUCUAGGAUUGCUAAGGAAACUGAGAGCAUCAAAGAUCUGGAAGAACAGCUAACUGAAGGCCAGAUAGCAGCUAAUGAGGCACUGAAGCGAGACCUGGAGAGUAUUAUUGCUGGGUUACAGGAGUACUUGGAGAGUGUAAAGGGACAGGCAAAGCAAGCUCGGGAGGAAUGCAGAGAGUUGCAGAAGGAAAAGCAGACACUACUGCAUCGAUUGGCUGACCUGGAACAACAGAAGAAUCAACUAGAAAUUGUUGCCAUGGAUGCAGAUAACUUGAGAAAGGAACUGUCUGACAUGGAACGUUCUUUACAAGAACAGCAGGAAAUGAAUGAAUCCCUGCGCCAAGCUCAAGGUGACCUCAGUGAGUAUGAGGCUGAAUUAGAGUCUCAACUACAAGCAAGGGACAUUGAAGCAAACCAACUUAGAGAGGAACUAGAGCGACUGCGGAAGCUCAGUCAAAUGGAACAAUCUGCCAUGCAUGCUGAACUGGAAAAGGAAAGACAAGCGCUGGAAAAUGCUCUAGCACAGGCUCAACUAGUGGCUGAAAAAGAGCAUGAAAACAAGAAGCUAGUUACACAGCUAAAAAAUCUACAGGUUGAUAACUCCUUGUUGAAAGAACAGCUUAAAGAGUUACAGAUGCACGUGAAUCAGGCAAUAAAGACCAUGAUUCACCCAGAGGAAGUUUCUGCUCGUGUCUCUGAACUGAGAAGAAAACUAGAUUCUGGUAUUCAGGAGAUCAGGCCUUAUAACCAGGGAGAUACUUUGGGAAAGAACCUUGCUGAAUUGCAGAAGCAGUUGAAUGAAAUAUUAAAGCGUUCACAACAAGAAAAAGAGGAAGUAUUAUGUCAUUGCAAGAGAUUAGAACAGGAAAUUAUGACAUUAAGGGAAGAACUGAAGAAUACUCAGGAGGAUUCCAAGACAGCUUAUGAGAAAGCAGUAGAGACACUGAUAAAAUCUGAGAAAGGGAUUAGUCAAGCUCAAGCACAGCAGCUGAAGAAUAAGGUAGCAAGUCUCCAGGAGCAACUGAGAAACAUGCAAGAGUUACAGGCUCUUGCUGACGAGCAGCUGCAGGAGGCGGAUGAAGACCGGGAUAAACUUUUACAAGAACUGGAAGAUAAGGAGAACAAGAGUAAAAUGGAGGAUGCAAAAACUCAUUUGAAGUUAUGUAAUCUUGAAGAAGAGGUGAAAAAUUUGAAGGCAACCAUGGCUGCUUCUGACAAGAUGGCUGCCAGAGAACUUUCCACUGCCAAAGACCACCUGAAAGCUCUUCAGGGAACUGUUCAAAAACUGAACCAAGAAAGGACAGAGGAAAUGAAAGUAGCAGAAAAAUUCCGGUCUGAGGCAACUCGGGCGGCUCGAGGUCUUGCCAAAGCAGAGGCUGAAAUUGAGCUGCUGCAAAACCUAUUAAAGGACAAAGAAAACCAGAUUCUGGAUGAAAUUCAGACGUUUGAUUUUGGAGCAAAUGGUGUGAAUACCCAACAGCUAGAAAUUGAAAGACUAAGUCGAGCUCUAAAUCGACAACAAGCAGAAGUGAAGCGCCUCCAGGAUCAUCUGAAUCGUACGAGAGAGGGUAAUUUGAAUGAAAUGGAAGAGUUGAUGGAUGAAAUCUCUGCUCUCAGAAGCGUCCUUAGCAAUCAGAAUGAUUACAUUACCAGUAUGACGGAUCCAUUUAAAAGAAGGGGUUACUGGUACUUUGUGCCAUCUUCACCAAAACCACCAAGCCUGAGGUCUCAAAACAGUCACACAAAAGAUUCUGGAUUCAGCUCGCUGCAUCAAGUUCCACCAUCUCCAAGUCAGGGAUCAAUUCCUAGAAGAGGAGGCAAGGAAGAAUAUAUAUCAUCAGUUCCAGGAGGCUAUUGGGUUUAUUCACCAAUAAGACAUACCUCACAAUGGACUCGUACCCAGAAAGCAGGUGAUGAUGAAGAUAGUGGGACUGAAAGUGAUGAAAAUGGCACACCUAAAACAUUUAUUGCCCCACCCAGAUCAGUCAUUUAUACUAUGUACCCUGAUGGUACUCCUUUGCCUCAAGGGACUGUAGUGUAUGGACCUCCACCUGCACAAGCACCCAACGUUCAACCUGUCCCUCCAGGCACAAUUAUUUAUGGGCCGCCACCACCUGGAACACAAGUUGUUUAUGGACCUCUCCCUCCCAACUUUGCCAUCCCACUUAUUCCUGAUGGUGUUCUUCACUGCAAUGUUCUGGAGCACCAUGACCUGGAGAAUGAAAUCAGUAAACUGGAAGAUAUUAUAGCACACUUAAGGUCUCAUAAAUCCAAAGAUCCAAAAACAACUGCUUCCAUAGAUCGUCAUCGUGAGCAGAUAGAACAACUUCGUUAUGACAUCCAUGAGCUGUUGCAGGAGAGAGAAGAGCUGGAGCAUGAAGUUGAGGAAUUGCACAAGGUGGUCCAUAAGCGCACUAAUCAAAAAAACUUUUUAGAUGGACAUGUAGAUCUGCUCAUGAAUGAACUUGAAGUGGAAAAAUCUCUAAAGAGACACGAUGAUGUUGUUGAUGAAAUUGAAUGUGUGGAAAUAACUCUCUCAAAGCGAAGGGCAGAGCUACGAGAAGCAGACAGACUAUUAAUGGAGGCUGAGGCAGAUCUCAAAAGUACAAGGGAAAAGACAAAAGAAAUACUCCAGCAAUAUGAUGAUGCCAGGAAACACUUAGUAGACACUGAGAAAGAUGCAGAAGAGUUGGAGCAAAGAGCCCAUGACACUGCAGUUAAACUAGUUACUGCUGAUAAGCAACUCAGACUAAUGAAGAAUGACUUGAAAGACCUUGAACGACAUAAGGCUGAACAAGAGAGUAUUCUGAACAAAAUUAACAAAGAGGUAUCUACAGGAAAUUUAGAAUUGCAGACACUUGUACAGAAAAUGGAAAACAUGACUGAAAGUCUAGAAAAACUGCAAGCUGAGAUUCUUUUGGCAGAAACCAAAGAGAAACAGCAUCUGGAGACGUUGGACGAAGCAGCAACAUUGUUAGAGGACAAAAAGAGUGAAUUGGAAAGCCUAAAUAGCAAGGUUAAAGUGCUGAGGGAAGAGUUAAUGACGUUGGACAGAUGUUCAAUUAAAAAGAAAGAAGAGCUUAACUUCCUUCAGAAUGAUAUUGACAAGAAGAAAGCGAGCCUCUCAGAAGUUCUUUUGGAUGGUGAGGCAGAGAGAGUUGAUAAGCAGCGUCAAAUUUGGGAACUGAAGGCGUUGCUUGAAGAGAUGAGUGCACAGAAAGGAGAACUGAAUGCUCAGAUUACUGAAAAAAAUUCACAUCUCUCCUUAUCAAAACAAGAAGUGAAAAAUGAGGAAGACAAGCUUCAGAGCAUCCAAGUGCAGAUAAAUAAGCAAAGGACAGAACUGAAACAUGUUGUGGAAAUGGUGCAGUUAGAAAAUGAUGAACUCUUGGGAUUGAAACAGCAGCAUGAAAAGAAAAUCAUGGAACUGGAGAGGAUACAAGCUGUGCUGCAGGAGGAGAAGAGUAAACUGGAAAACCUGCAGCUUAUCUUCCAGAGUCAACAAGCAAAAAUAGAACAUCAAAAACAGCGUAUUGAGAAGGAUAGGCAAGAGGUAGACCAACUGACCACAAAGAAAAAUUCCCUUCUGCACGGUAUUGAAUCACUGGAUAAGGAGAAAAAACACAUUGAAGAGAAUUGCCUUGUAUUGGAGAACGAACUUUCUCAAGCAAAGAGAGCUGUUAAAGUCACUGAAGACAAUAACAGAAAUGCUGUAUCUAAACUGCAGAAACUACAAACAGAGAUGAGUGAGCUGAAUCAGGAAGUAAAUCAAAUUAAGAUCCAGAAGCAAGAGUUAAAUAAGAAGAUAGCAUACACACAAAACUGUCUACAAGAGGAAAAGGCAGAACUGGAAAAGUUAAUGGAUAACUUUCAAACUACGAAAGAUCAGCUGCAGUUAGCAGAACAGGAUCUUCAGAAUGUCACUAAAAAACGUGACAUGUUGAAAGCAGAACAGCUGACUUUGAGGGAAAAUGUUAACCAACAUGCAAGUAAAUACCAAUCCUAUCUGGAGAAUGAAAAAAAGAAAGAACGGGAGUUACAGCGAAUUCAGCAACAAAUUGAAGAAAAGCAACACGAACUCACAGAACAGCAAAAGAUGUUGCAGUCUAUUAAAAAGGAUGUUAAAUGUGAGGAGACAAAAUUGGAGCAAUCUGCAACUAAAGUAAAGGACCAAAUCCAAGCUUUGGAGGCCGAACUAUCAGACAAAAAAAAUGAACUUGAGCAGGUGGUUGCAAAAGUGAACUUGAUGGAAGAACGAUCAAGAAAAGUGCAACAUAAUGAAGAACAGUGCACUAUUUUGGAGGAUCAGAUUGUCACCCUGACACAUCAGCUAUCUGAUCGAGAGCAACAGCACCAGGAAACAAUGGAUGAACUGGCAUUUCUUCAAAGAGAAAUUCAGUUCUCAAAAAACAAUGUAAUCCACCUCCAAGAAUGGAUUCAUUCAGAGAGAAAAAAGGCAGAGAAGCAAGUUGCAGACAUCACAGAAGAGUCCAAGGCUCAGAGAGCUCAGCUGGAGAAGGCUCUUAAUGAACAAAAGUAUGAAAAUAACAGACUGCAGGAGGAAUUAUCUUCAAAAGACCAGGCUGCACGUGAUAACCAUGCCCGAGCUGAAAGUGUCAUGAAUGAAUUAAGUGAGAUGAGACAGAAAUACUUUGAUCUUAAACAACAGCUGAGAAGUCAAGAACAGAUGGAGCAACGCCAGAAAGAGAUAAAAGAAGCCAUAAGAAUACUUCGGUCAGAUGUUAAAGCAGAAAUUGGCAGUAGUUUGAAAGACUUAGAUCAAUCUUGCGUGGAACCAAAGAGUGAUCUGAAUGUUACUUUAGAAGAGGGAGAAACUCUUCAACAUGAAGAGGAAAGUCUGAAGGAGAAUUUUCCCUUUGCUGGCAAUGAGAGAAGACAUCCAACUUACAAUGAGAGGUUAAGGCUGACUAAAUUCAAUUUUAAGGACGAGCAGUGGCGAGGAGAGGUGCUAAGAGAAAACCUACGGCAACAGGAAGAUCGGCUAAAGGCACAGAUUCGUCAGUGCAUGUCAGAACAAGCUGAAGCACUCUGUAAACAAAAGCAGCAGACAGAGGGUAAUCUGACAAGCCUGAGAAGGCGAGUGGAUGUCCUGGACGAACUUGUUACUAGCAUGAGUGUAAACUCAUCUCAGCAUUACCAGACUGAUGGCCCAAGUAAGACUUCGCUCCAUGGAAUAUUCCAGUCACCUUCCAGAAGACCAGCUGAAAGAUCUGUACAGGCAAAGCGUUCCCAUUUGCUUGUUACUGAACAAGAUUCGGGUAAACAAGGGCUCAAAUGACAGUCGGUAACUUCAUGGGCUCUUUGCUGCAAUAAUGAAGAGACUCCUGGUGUUGCGACUGUCACCAACGUCCAAGAAAACUGAUCUACCUCAGUUAUUUCAAUCUUCUGUGGAUCUUCAUAUAGCAAAGAUGCAGGUCGUGGUCUUGUACAUACUGUUUCCUUUUUGUCACGGUUGCUAUUAAAGUACUAUGUGCCAUACUGUUCAUCAAGCAGACCAAUGCAGGUAUUCUGGGAUAUUUUAGUAUUUAUCUCAGCUGCUAUUUUAACAUUUGAAUAUUUAAAUUUAGCAAUAUUUUUUUAUGCAAUUACACAGUUCUGUGCCAUGACUGCACAGUAAGUUUGUACAUUGUAUUUGUAUAAAUAUUGUACAUGUGCAUUUGUGUGUAAAUUUUGCAUUUUCUUUUUGCAGUAAUAAAGAUUCACUGAAA